Messenger RNA from Clupea harengus (Atlantic herring), 4303 nucleotides. RefSeq names its product chondroitin sulfate synthase 1 (gene chsy1). Gene Ontology annotation, molecular function: glucuronosyl-N-acetylgalactosaminyl-proteoglycan 4-beta-N-acetylgalactosaminyltransferase activity. Lineage: Eukaryota; Metazoa; Chordata; Actinopteri; Clupeiformes; Clupeidae. Gene Ontology annotation, cellular component: Golgi cisterna membrane. The record is from RefSeq and is a predicted model, not a curated record.
CAGUCAGUACUCUCCUACGGUGACUCCAGUAGGUCAAACCAUACAGUUAAGCCGUGUCGAGGCAGGGGAACUGAGCAUUUUCACAAUGGCGAGAUAGUAGGGAAAAUGGGGACGUUUCUCAGGGCUAAAAGGAAAAUGUAAAUUUGAUAGGGAGUUACUAUUAAGUGAUAGUGCUGGAAUGUUAAAGGAUCAUAGCGGUUAGAACUGGAGGACGGCUUAGGUGGAGGGUAUGUGGACACUGCGGUGUUGCGUGGUAUAAGGUUAGCUAGCUACAGAGGAUUGAGGCAAACCAGCAUCAAUUGGACUAACAGUGGCAGGAGAAUGGCUUUCUUAUCAUGAGAGAGUGCGAGCCCAGCUUUCUGGAGGGUCGUUCAAAGUAGCUGCUUUAUUUGUCGUUGUAAGAUACCUUUCCCUCAACAAGAAGAAGCAAGCACAAGUUGGUUUAAUUUAGUGGAAUGGCAGGGAGAAGCCGAAGAGCAUGGUUCAGUGUUCUUUUGGGACUGGUUGUCGGAUUCACUCUGGCUUCCAGACUUAUUUUGCCAAGGGCCACCGAGUUGAAGAAAGCUGGUCAAAAACGCAAAGCAAGCACCGGCGGCUGUGGGAUACAUAGAGGACCGAGGAAAGACUACGGUGGUGGGCUGGUAUGGCCACCCCAAGAUAACGGUGUGUUGGCAACUGAGAAGCCAGCCUCGGCAUCCAGCAAUUUUCUUUUUGUCGGCGUCAUGACUGCCCAGAAGUACCUGGACACCCGUGUUGUAGCGGCACAUAGGACCUGGGCUCGCACCAUACCAGGCCGUGUGGAGUACUUCUCAAGUGAAGGCUCAGACACUAGUCUCCCUUUACCAAUCGUGGCCCUGAAGAACGUGGACGACUCGUACCCACCUCAGAAGAAGUCUUUCAUGAUGCUCAAGUACAUGCACGACCACUACCUGGACCAAUUCGAGUGGUUUAUGCGAGCCGACGACGACGUCUACAUCAAGAGCAAUCGGCUGGAAAGCUUCCUGCGCAGCCUCAACAGCAGCGAGGCCAUCUUCCUGGGCCAGACGGGCAUGGGCGCACGGGACGAGCUGGGCAAGCUGGCCCUGGAGCCUGGCGAGAACUUCUGCAUGGGUGGCCCGGGGGUGAUCAUGAGCCGCGAGGUGCUGCGGCGCAUGGUGCCCCACAUCCGCCAGUGCCUGCAGGAGAUGUACACCACACAUGAGGACGUGGAGGUGGGCCGCUGCGUGCACCGCUUCGCUGGGGUGCAGUGCGCUUGGUCCUAUGAGAUGCAGCAGCUUUUCUAUGAGAACUAUGAGCCCAACAAGAAAGGCUACAUUCGGGACCUGCACAACAGCAAAAUCCAUCGCGCCAUCACUCUGCACCCCAACAAGAACCCUCCUUACCAGUACCGCCUGCACAGCUACAUGUUGAGCAGGAAAAUUGCUGAGUUGCGCCACCGCACCAUCCAGCUGCACCGUGAGAUUGUCCAGAUGAGCCGUCUCUCCAACACAGAGGUCCGCCGGGAGGACCUUCAGUUGGGCAUGGCCCCGUCGUUCAUGCGCUUCCAUCCACGGCAGCGCGAGGAUGUUCUGGAGUGGGAGUUCCUGACGGGCAAGUACAUCUUCACCUCUGCAGAUGGCCAGCCACCACGCCGGGGUAUGGAUGCCUCGCAAAAGGUGGCCCUGGACGAUAUCGUCAUGCAGGUGAUGGAGAUGAUCAACGCCAACGCGAAGACUCGCGGUCGGGUCAUCGACUUCAAGGAGAUCCAGUAUGGAUACCGGCGGGUCAAUCCCAUGUAUGGAGCCGAGUACGUGCUGGACCUGCUGCUACUCUACAAGAAGCACAAGGGCAAGAGCAUGACUGUGCCUGUCCGAAGGCACGCUUACCUGCAGCAGACCUUUAGCAAGAUCCAGUUCCAGGAGGAGGAGGAGAUGGAUGCCAAAGACCUGGCGAGCCGCAUCAACCAUGAAUCAGACUCGUUUUCCUUCUUGUCAAACUCCCUCAAGAUGCUGGUGCCCUUCAGGUUGGGCAGCUCUGGCUCAGAGCAGAAGGAGCCCAAAGAAGAAAAGAUCAACAUCCUGGUGCCGCUCUCAGGCCGGUACGAGAUCUUCGUCCGCUUCAUGGCCAACUUCGAGAAGGUCUGCCUCGUUCCCAACCAGAACGUCAAGCUCCUCCUCCUGCUCUUCACCACAGACAACAUCACAGAGCGCGUGCGGCAGGUGGAGCUCAUGAGAGAGUAUCAUGUGAAGUACCCACGGGCCGACAUGGAGAUCAAGCCCGUGUCCGGGCCCUUCUCCCGAGCUCUGGCCCUGGAGGUCGGCUCUGCCCACUUUCUCAAUGACUCGCUGCUCUUCUACUGUGACGUGGACCUGCUGUUCACUGCCGACUUCAUGAAGCGUUGCCGGGACAACACCAAGCUUGGCGAGCAAACUUACUUCCCAAUCAUCUUCAGCCAGUAUGACCCGAAAGUUGUCCAUGCCGGAAAGGUUCCUAGUGACAACCACUAUGUUUUUACCACCAAAACAGGCUUGUGGAGACACUAUGGUUACGGCAUCGUGUGUGUACAUAGAGGGGACCUGAUGAAAGCUGGUGGUUUUGACGUCUCCAUACAGGGCUGGGGCCUGGAGGACGUGGACCUCUUCAACAAGUUUGUCCAGUCAGGACUUAAACAGUUCCGCAGCGUUGACACUGGCAUCGUGCACGUUCACCAUCCUGUAUUAUGUGACCCCAACCUAGACCCCAAACAGUAUAAAAUGUGUCUGGGUUCCAAGGCGUCUUCACACGCCUCAACACAGCAGCUGGCUGAACUGUGGUUCGAAAAGAACGAUCAGACUUUCCACAAACUGGGAGACAAUGGAUCAUCGAGGACAGAAUGAUCUCUGCAAGGACAAGGAGGGCCUGACUCCUGAAAUGGUGUUUUUUUUUUAAAACUACCUAAUUUAUUUUUACAGAAGAGACUUACCAUGGAUAUAUUUUGGAAAUAACUUAAAAAGAUAAAACACACACCAACAUUCACAAACAUGAGCACAUCAUCAAAUAGUCAUCAUCAUUUUUUUUUUAACAAUGCAGAACAACAUCUGAAAAGAAGCCUGUAAAUGUAUGUGGGACUAGCAACGAAGUCAUUAAGAUUGUUUAUUUUAUUUUUUUUAUGUUAUUGAUCAAAGAUACAAAAUGUUUAGUAAUGCGGUGUAUCUGAGGGAAGUACACCGAUGGCUAAUUUCAAACAGUUGUGUGAAAUGGUAUUUAGGUAUUGAUAUUCAUCCUAGAAGGGCUGUUGAUUUUGAGCCGUGGUAUUGGGUUUUAAUGUAUUUUUUUUAUUUGUGAAUGUUUACAGAGAGAUACAUGAACAAAUAGUUAAUUUUAGGGGAGGGGGGGAUACAUUACAAUGCUUAACAUUAUCAUUAAGGGCCUAUGUGUUUUUGUAUGGUUUUGGAAAUUGGAAAUAACACUGUUUUAUUAUUGACUUAUGUGAACAAAACUGCUGGAUCUACUAUCUCCAAUUCCUUUGUUUCCUCUGUCUAAUUUAUUUUAAUAUGCAGUCUUGUUUUACAGUACUUGACUGAGAGUAUGUAUAUUAGAAGAUUGUAUUACCAUCUCAGUCAUGGCUAGUGUUUUGUUCUUUGUCUCACUCUCAAAUUAAUUUGAUUUACCAAAGACCUUUUGCACAGUUGCUGUAGACGUUGAUGUGAGUGAGUUAUGUGAGUGUUUGUGUGCCUGUGCUACCGUAUGUCUGUUUGCCUGUCUGUGUGUGUGCGUUUGUGUGUGUGUGUGUGUGUGUGUGUGUGUGUGUGUCUCUGUCGUGUAGGCUGAGGUGCAGGCGCGAGCAUUAACUUGUACUGUAGGAGGAGGAGUGCCGACUGGCUACGCUACACCGCCUUCUCAGAAUGGCUGUAAAUUCAAACUUGUGAUCCUGAUUGGUCUGAUUUGGUUUUAUGAAGCUGGUAGGUCUGGUUGAUUUUUUAUUUUUUUAUUUUAAUUUUUUUUUAAUAUUCUUUUGUUUGUUGGUUUGUGCAUCCACUUUGCCACAGUUUUCCUUUUUGAAAAUGGUUGUGGUGUGGCUGGGUGUGAACCAGCAGUCCUCCUAUAGUCACGGCGUCAUCCCAGCCCACUCCCUGCUCUCCAGCCAGCAGCUCAGGCUGCUCGCCUCCCUGCUGCGGGAGAGAAGAGACUCUCCCACCAGCUUGUUGUUGGUUUUCUUUUUUUGUUUUAGUCUCUCUAUCUUUGUCUCUCUGUGGGGAUUUUUGUAUUUUUAUUUUGUUCUUUAUGAACCCUGAUCUUCAUGGGAAAAGUUUUAUAUUUAAGUAAUACAGUUUUAAAAAAGAAA